UGUGGGUUGCCUUCCAACGUCAACCUGACAGCCGCUUCAGCUGCGCUCAUUGAGCGCCGGAGAUCGGCUGUACGAGGUGCUGUGCGCGGUGCUGUGCGCAGAAGCCGGAGAAACACUUGGAGGAGUUUAUUCCAGUCCCAAACCCUGCGCUACUGCUGGAUUUUAAUCUCUGAUCUGCAACUGGCAAAUCAUCAACCAGCUUUAACAUGGCCAAAAGGAAGAUGGACAGGACCUGGAGGACUUGGGUAGUGGCACUCAUACUGCUGUGUAAUCUUACAGAGUUUUUUGUGAAGGGAAGCCUGGAGGUCAAUGACACCCAGCAGCAGCAUUCAACCAAUGUCUACCAUGACAUAGGCCUGACCAGGAACAAGAUAGUUACUGCACAAUUUGAGUGCUAUCAAAAGAUAAUGAAGGACAAUACCCACAGCAGACAAGAGUCCAUGUGUAAUCGCACUUGGGAUGGCUGGCUGUGUUGGGAUGACACUAAACCAGGCGUUAUCUCAGAGCAGCACUGCCCAGACUACUUCCAGGAUUUUGAUCCUUCAGAGAUGGUAACCAAGAUCUGCACUGACAAUGGUCAUUGGUUCCAGCAUCCUGAGAGCAACCGGACAUGGACCAACUACACCCGCUGCAAUGAACACACCGUCGAAGGCAGAGUGACAGCAAUGAAUCUUUUUUACCUAGCCCUCAUAGGACAUGGACUGUCGCUGACAUCCCUCUUUAUCUCACUUGGAAUAUUCUUUCAUUUCAAGAGUUUAAGUUGCCAAAGGAUCACCCUCCACAAAAACCUAUUUUUUUCUUUUGUUCUGAACUCUGUGGUCACCAUCAUUUUUUUGACAGCAGUGGCAAACAACCAGGAGCUGGUGCAGAGAAAUCCAACGAGCUGCAAAGUGUCCCAGUUCAUUCAUCUGUACCUGUUUGGCUGUAAUUACUUCUGGAUGCUGUGUGAGGGAAUAUACCUGCACACGCUCAUCGUGGUGGCCGUGUUUGCUGAGAAACAACACCUGAUGUGGUACUAUCUUCUAGGCUGGGGCUUUCCUCUCAUUCCGGCUACCAUACAUGCCAUCGCUAGAAGUUACUACUACAAUGACAACUGUUGGAUUAGCUCCAAAACAUCGCUACUCUACAUCAUCCAUGGUCCCAUCUGUGCUGCUCUUUUGGUCAAUUUGUUCUUUCUACUGAACAUUGUGCGAGUGCUCAUCACCAAACUGAAGGUGACCCAUCAAGCAGAGUCGAGUCUCUACAUGAAGGCAGUGAGAGCCACCCUUAUCCUGGUGCCUCUUCUGGGAAUUCAGUACGUCCUGCUCCCCUACAAGCCAGCAGGACGGGUCUCCUCCGAGAUAUACGACUACAUCAUGAACAUACUAAUGCAUUAUCAGGGUUUGCUGGUGGCCACCAUCUUCUGCUUUUUCAAUGGAGAAGUCCAAGCAGUUCUGAGGCGGCACUGGAACCAGUAUAACAUCCAGUUUGGCAGCAGCGUAGGAAACCACUCAGAUGCACUGCGCUCAGCCUCCUACACAGCUUCCUCCAUCACUGAGGUGCAGGGCUGCUAUAGCAUCGACAGCCACACAGAACACAUGAAUGGCAAGGGCUGCCAUGACGCAGACACCUCCAUUUUAAAAUCAGACAGCCCCUUUGCCUGACAACAGCACUCUUCUCAAACUCUGCCCAUCCCAUCUCACCCAUGAAAACUGCAGCAUCUUUGGAGCUCUGGGGUAGUCAGUGAGACUCACCUCCUCUUAAAGAUAGGGUAUCAGAAGAAAUGAGUGAGAAAGAGGUUUGUAUACCCACACUAGGCUCUCACCCAGCUGAAGAAAGUCGGCACACACCCUUUAACAGUACUGUAAGUGAGCUUGGUACAACUAUUCCUGCGCUGUCGUUUGUCUACAACCUGCACCUGAACUGCUUCACUUGAACUAAGAUGCAUUUUGAUAAUCACAAUAUUAUUGCAAUCUUUCUGCCUGAUAAAUGGAUAAAAAUGAACUGCCUGUCUAUCCUGGGGUCAUGUUGUGCACAAAAAGCCUUUGGUUACACUGUAAAUUCUUCUGACAUGGUUUAGUGCCAAACCAAGAAAUCCUGUCUGCCUCAUUUAUUUUUUUAUUUUCAUCAGAAACGAGAUAAAACACCUAACAGGUGCACAGUUAUUAUUAUAUCUUUCACAUGUAAAACUUAGUUUAUCCAAACAUAUUAAGAAAAUAAGAUAAAAAUAAAUACCAUACAGUAUUUAUCGUGCCAGUUAAAUACCAAUAUUAUUCGUUGCCAGAUUCACCAUCAAAGCAUUUCUGCGUGUUUCAGUGUUUGUUUCAAUGUGUGCAGUUAAUGUGGCUGAUUUUCAGGAUCAUCUCAUUAGCUUGUGUGCUUUGCUUUUUGAAGAUUUCAUCAUGCUAAUGCUUGAGCAUGUUAACGUGAUCCUUACUGACACGUGUAUCCUUUAAACCACACGGCAACAACAAGCCAACAUGAAGUCACAUGCACUUCACUAUCAGCUCAUUAUACUUGACUGUAAAAGACAUUUUUAAAGAUCUGGCUCUGCUGAAUAUAAAUGCAUCACAUUCCCAUUCACUGCUGUUGCUAGCCUUAUUCUCAAAUUACUUAGAUGUACAUACAGUAUAACUGAGAUGUGUGCAUGAGUGGGUGUUCAGACUGAAUACAGCACUGUGUUAAAAGAUGCAGGGGCCUGUGUGAGGGAGGGCAAUGUUUCUUCAGGUAUUGGUGAGAUGAUGGGAAUGUCAUUCAGGGAAUCCACUUUCAGUAGGCAAAACCACAAAUAGGUUCAGUUUUAUUUUUCAUUUUCUUUUUUGGAGUCAAUUUUAACACAACACAGCACUUAACAUGCCACUGGAAGAGUUAUAUAAUGAUUCCUUUUGGCCACACAAACUAUGACUCACUAGCUCAUCUACACUGUUAAAACAGGGGGCAUGUCUGCAGUGCAAAAGUAAUAUAAUUAGCCAAAUCAAAUAUCUUCAUGUUAGUCAGCAGCAUAUGUUUUGUGUCUUUUUUGGGUAAAACAUAAACGGGGAUUUUUGCACUAACUGGUCUGUAAUUUUAGAAGAUAAUCACCUAUGUGACUAACUCAGACUGCUGACAUAACAUAUUAGCAUCAGCUGAAGAAUACUCUUUCACAUUUUGCCCCCUAACUUUUACAGUGUAGUCAUGCUACAAAUGAUCCAAUAUAUAGAUGACAAAUGAUUACAUUCUUUCAAAGUGCUCUUUCAAAACAGGAUGGAAACACAGAAGAUUUGAAAAAUGGAUUUUAUGCUUAGUUGAGAAAAGUUGGUGCAUCAAUAAAAGCAAUAGAAGCAAACCUGGAGACCAAAUCAUGCCAUAUAAAAUGUAUAACAAAUACCAUAUUUCCAUCACAUUUCCACAUCAUUUUGUUCUUUUAACUGUCAUUCUUUUGAUUCAUCGUGUUGCACUAUGGUUAAAUGGAAGCAAAUGGAAAAAUAGCCACCAGUUGCUUUUGACAAACCAACUCCCAGGAGUCGGAUAUCAGUAGUGGAUGGAAACAUGCAUUCGUUCGCAUUUUCUUUUGUCCAUUUUCUUUUCUUUUGUUGAGAUUUUAAUCAAAACUUGUGCUACAGUUGGAUGGAAACCUGGCUACUGACUCCUCUAAUGCCACAAGGUUACUGUGGUAAAAGAUUAUACUCUGUCUUGAUGACCGUGAGUGAUAUUACUCUAACUGCAUAUCCAGAUGAUGGUCUUUUCCACUGUGACAUAAGCUAAGACAGGUUUGACAGUUUAGUGUGACCUUGUUUUUAUUUUUCAGUCCUCUGAUUUUUCAAACUCACACCAAUAAACUGGCCUCACUCACAUGAAUGAAAGAGCUGCUUUUUUUUUAUUUCUACCGUACACAGUGCUAAUCAGUCUGAACACAGCCUUAUUCACAAGCACAUGGGAUGAGAUUAUCAUGUCUAACACAAAGCUGUGCAAAAAAAAAACAACAGUAUUUAUCUCAAGCGAGCUGUUUUUUGUUUGUUUUUGAAGAACUAUGUUGUGUCACCUAUUCAAAUCCAUUUCACUCAUUUAUUACAAAACGUGCAACACAUUGUCCACGAUGCUGGGAACAUGAGUCACUCUUACCUGAUGUAAAUAUUUUUGCAAAUCUAGCAUUUCUGAAAAGAAGACAAAUUGAACGUGUAUGUGUGUGAGCAUGAUUUAUAUAUACAUUAUGAGCACAUCAUAGUCAGAAGCAUUCAACCACAUAGCAACGGUCUUAUGUGACAGUGUGUGGGACGCUGAUUGUGGGACGCUGAUAAACAGGUUGUCUGUUCUACUUCUGUGUUUUAAGGUGGGGGAGUGGGUUGGGGUGACUGAGAGCUUUCAACAAGCUACUGUAUUUGUCUGUCUGCAUUAAUUGUCAUCAUCCUUUGUCGACUCUGUCACCUUUCUGUUUUGCCUCUAUUUGAAAGUGAAGAAAGGAAAGUACCACUACCUUCUCAUGUCACAUUAUAACUAGUCAUCAGACACAUUCUAGUUUCCAUUAUUAUUAUUAUUAUUAUUAUUACUACUAUUAUUUGAUACACAGUGCAAAAUUACCUCAAACACAAAAUGAGUAAUAUUUAUAUUAGAUGGAUGAGUCAGCCUUCACACUGCUGGCUGUUCAGUUUUCCUCUGAUGACUUUUGAACAUCUCCAUUUUCUCAGUUGUCUGUAAAUCAGCUGUGAUUUCUGAAAGCACUUGAUUCUGCAUAGAACAGGAGAAAUGACAUAUUUUCAGGUAAAUAUAUAUAUUCACUGAUGAAAAAGUAUUUUUGGAUGCCAAGGUUUGAGAUAAAGGCUUAAUUUCACACAAAAAGCAACUGAUUGUAUUGUAAGCAAAUGAUAUCACUCAUACAUACAGCCAGUAACCUUUUCCUGUCAGAUCUGCAGAGCAAUAUAUCACUUUAGUUAUAAAUUAAAACUAAAACCUACAUUUAUGGCUGCCAUGCUGCUUUAUAGCGUGUGAUUAAUGUGCAGUGACAGCCUUAUGAAAUCUUCAUAAACAGUCAUUCGCUGUCAUAAUCAUUUAUGAAUCUACAGUCAUUUCAUCACAGCUGUUGAAAAGCCUAGAAACUCCUGUGCACCAUUUUAAAGUGUGUACUUAUGUGUGAAUUAUUUUCAUCUGACUGUCCAAAGGGUUUGUGACGUCUCCAGAGACAGUAUCAUGUUGUAAAGUAUGACAAAAGCAUUGAAGGCAAUGUCUGUAGUUUCUGUUUGUACUGUAUUUAACUUUGAUGGUCUUGACACAUUGACUCCACACUGCUGUCUGAAUAUAACUGGUGGUUUUUAUUGUCUGUAUCUAAAGAAACGUAUAUAUUACAUACAGUGUCUCUUUUUAUUAUUUCAUUGAGCUGAAUGUUGCUAUCUUGUCUGUAUCUGCAUACUAAUACAGAAUAGCACAGAACAUAUUCUGUUUUUCUGUGCUAAACUUUGUCCAUGUGCUAAACUUUAUGAUGAUGUUGUGGUGCAACAAACAUUUUCCAGAGACCCAUGUUUAAAUUGUC
Messenger RNA from Monopterus albus (swamp eel), 5482 nucleotides. Its product is annotated as calcitonin gene-related peptide type 1 receptor. The coding region runs from base 207 to 1643 and encodes 478 amino acids. Gene Ontology annotation, biological process: cell surface receptor signaling pathway; adenylate cyclase-activating G protein-coupled receptor signaling pathway; angiogenesis. Gene Ontology annotation, cellular component: plasma membrane. Gene Ontology annotation, molecular function: calcitonin gene-related peptide receptor activity; adrenomedullin receptor activity; calcitonin receptor activity. Lineage: Eukaryota; Metazoa; Chordata; Actinopteri; Synbranchiformes; Synbranchidae. The record is from RefSeq and is a predicted model, not a curated record. The transcript is spliced from 13 exons.